Messenger RNA from Fundulus heteroclitus (mummichog), 1746 nucleotides. It is a transcript of the gene mal2, whose product is annotated as mal, T cell differentiation protein 2. Gene Ontology annotation, cellular component: membrane. Gene Ontology annotation, biological process: myelination. Lineage: Eukaryota; Metazoa; Chordata; Actinopteri; Cyprinodontiformes; Fundulidae. Bases 211 to 789 code for a protein of 192 amino acids. The record is from RefSeq and is a predicted model, not a curated record. Gene Ontology annotation, molecular function: structural constituent of myelin sheath. The transcript has 4 exons.
UGCAUCGCCACCUUCCAAGGAGUGGCCGCUGCACCUGUCCGACCUGUUCGGGGGAUACAUGACUCCGGAGGAAUUUCUCUCUCUUUUUUCCCCCGUCUUUGUGUGCAGCGGCGAGUUUCCCCCUCUUUUUCUUUUUCCUGAGAGAGGGGACAGUGUGAGAGCCAGAGGAGCGGAGAGGAGAGGAGCAGACGGAUAGAGAGCCAGAGAGAGAUGUCGGAACCAGCCGCAAACCCCGCCGCUGCCGCCGCCGCCGCUGCCACCUCCUUCCCAGCGCCAACCAUCUCUUUACCUUUGGGGCUGGAGGUGUUGAGGACCUACUCUGGAGCCCUUGUCUGUCUGGAAAUAUUAUUUGGUGGUCUGGUAUGGAUCCUGGUGGCCUCCUCCAACGUGCCCGUGCCUCUGCUGCAGGGCUGGGUGAUGUUUGUGUCCCUCACUACCUUCUUCCUCUCCACUACCUACCUCACUCUGCUCAUCACUGGCUUGGCUGACCGCAUCAAUACGGACUGGAACUUCUUGGAUGUGUUUUACCACUUCAUAGCCGUGCUGUUCUACUUUGCCGCGUUUGUGCUGGAGGCGGCGACGACGGCAGCGAACGGAGGAGCUCACAUCAGUCCCCUACCGAACAGCACCGACUCGGUCCUGUGUAUAACCUACCCCCGGGGCAACGUUUUCACUGUGCUGAGUUACAGGCAGUACAGCAUUAACGUGGCCGCCACGAUAUUUGCGUUUGUGGUGACUCUCUGCUACGGCUGCAGUAUGGUGAUGGGAUUCAAGAGAUGGAGGAAGUAACCGGGAGAAGGGAACAUAAAGUAACAUUAAAUCUGCGCCUUAACCUCAGCACGUGUUUCUUAUAAAAACAACCAAACCAUUCAGCUGUUCACCGAAGUCAACUGCUGUUCAGCUCAUUAAAGCACGCACCUUUUCAUCACCCCAACGUGACACUUUUGUCAGAAAGCAAAUUCUACAGCAAGCAAAAGUGUUUAAAUUUCUUUGUUAGAAAAGUAAUUUAACCCACGAAAUGGAUUGGUUUGACAGAGGUUCAGUCAAGAGUCCUUUUACUAAAACGCAUUGGAAAAUUAGAAAGAGAACUGAGAGGACGUUGUACUGUAAUAUAGCAUUUGUGGAAACUAAUUUUGUGAGAUGAAAUACAUUUUUUUUACUCAUAGACGUUUAAAGAUGAUCCAUUUUGUUUUUAUUUUUAUUUUGUGUUCGCUACCACUGGUGUUGCUGAGUUGAAAAUAUAUCUGAAAUCACAGUAUGUUACUUUGAGGACUGUCAGAUAUUCUCAUAAAAUUUGAGAAUAACCAUUUUUCCAGUAUUAUAGCAGACCCGCUGAAUCAAAAUUUGUCACACAUUACCGCUAAAUGUCAUAAUCAGUGAUCUUAAGGUUAAAUUGCUGUGUGAACCUGUUAAUUUAAUUUAAACUAAUCAUAUAAUCUGUCAUCAAAAAAUGGUACAAUAUUUCAAACAUCUUUGCCUAUUUGGCUCAUUUAGCUAAAGUAUGUUCUGAAAAGCAUUGUAUUAGUGUUUGGUCUUUAUAUUGAACUAUGAUGUAUUAUUUAACUGCUUCAAUCUAAUCUGAUUUUAAAUGUCACGUGGUUUGUAAUCUCAUUUAUUGUGCACUUUUUGUUUGUAUUAGAUUAAUAAUUUAAGAGAUUUUUAGAUUACAGGUUUGUUUUGACACUUGCUACUUUUGAAAAGUGAAAUGUGUUUUGGAACUAAAGAAAUAAAAAUAUAAAAACCUUG